AUGAUGGGAAAGAAGUUAUGGAAAGAGAAAAAUUGGAGGAAUGUGAGAAAGGUGAGGGAAGAAGGAGGGAGAAGGAGGAAAAGGAGGAAGGAAAGAGGGAGGGGGAGGAGAGAAGGGAAAGAGGGAAGAAAGGAGGAGAAAAAAGAGAGAGGGGGAGAAGAAAAGGGAAAGAAAAAAGAGAGGAGAGAGAAAAGAGAGGGAAGGGGAAAAGGAGAAAGGAGGGGAGGAAAGGGGGGGGAGAGGAGAGAGAGAAAAAAGGGGGGAAAAUGGGAGAGAGAGAGAAAAAGAGGAGAAAGAGAGAGGAAAGGGAAGGGGAGAGGAAAAGAAAAAAAAGGGGGAGAAAAGGGAAGAGAGAAAAAGGAGAAGAGAAAGAAAAGGGGGAAAGGAAAGAAGGGGAAGAAAAGAAAAGAAAAGAAGAAGAAGAAGAGAAAAGAGGGGGAAGGAGGGGAGGAAAAGAGAAAGAGGAGAGAAAAGGGAAAGGGAGAGGGGGGGAGAGAGAGAGGGGGAGAAAAGAGAGGGGAGAAGAAAAGGGGAGAGAAAAGAAGGGGUGGAGAAGAAAGAAAGGGGAGAAAAAAAGAGGGGAGAAGAGGAAGGGAAAGAGAAGGGAAAAAGGAGAGGGGAGGAAAAGAAAGGGAGAAAAAAGGGAGGAGGGAGAAAGAGGGAAAGGAAAGGAGAGGAGAGAGGGAAAAGAGAAAGGAAGGAAAAGGGAAGGAGAAGAAAGAAAAGGAGAGAAAAGGAGAGAAAGAGAAGAGGGGAAGGGGAAAAGAGGGGGGAGAAGGAGAGGAGAGGAGGAAAAAAGGAAGAGGAAAGGAAAAGGGGGAGGAGAAGAGGGGGAGAAAGAAGGAGAGGAAAAAGGAAGAAAAGGAGAGGGGGAGAGAAAGAAGGGAAAGGGAAAGGAAGGAGAAGGAGAGGGGAAGAAAAAAGAAGGAGAGGAAAGGAGAAGGAAGGGAGAAGGAAGGAGGAGGGAAAGAAAAAGAAAAGGGAAAGGAG
This is a messenger RNA of Dendronephthya gigantea, 990 nucleotides long. RefSeq names its product octapeptide-repeat protein T2-like. NCBI's taxonomy places the organism in Eukaryota, Metazoa, Cnidaria, Anthozoa, Malacalcyonacea, Nephtheidae. The annotation marks the transcript as partial. The transcript has 3 exons. The record is from RefSeq and is a predicted model, not a curated record.